Molecule: messenger RNA, 2842 nt
Organism: Etheostoma cragini (Arkansas darter)
Lineage: Eukaryota; Metazoa; Chordata; Actinopteri; Perciformes; Percidae
Gene: bag3
Product: BCL2 associated athanogene 3
Exons: 4
Coding region: 91-1728 (545 amino acids)
Biological process (GO): muscle cell cellular homeostasis; negative regulation of striated muscle cell apoptotic process; protein stabilization
Cellular component (GO): nucleus; cytoplasm; membrane
Molecular function (GO): adenyl-nucleotide exchange factor activity; protein-folding chaperone binding
Source: RefSeq, a predicted model, not a curated record
UCCAGCCCACUUUUCCACGUCACUUCAAGGAAUCUUUAAAGCGUCCGUCGCCAGUAUAAAAUGUUUCAGUACUACUGAACCGCCAGCAACAUGAACGGCAUGAAGACGCAGUCUCCGAUAGUGAUAAUGGCCAACAAUGACAACGAGCCUCUUCCCCUCGGUUGGGAAGUAAAAAUUGACCCUCAGACGGGAUGGCCCUUCUUUGUGGACCACAAUAACCGCACGACAACCUGGAAUGACCCGCGACACGACACGAAAAAGGUGAGAGAAGUGUCAGCAAAUGGACCUAACAUACCACCAGAACCGAGCCCUCAGGAGAAAAGCUUCGUGAGGGAGAUGAAGCACCCCAUUCUGCGCCCAGGUUAUGUUCCUAUCCCUGUCUUCCAUGAUGGUGCAGACCUAAGGCAGCAACAGCAUCCAUGUUAUUCCUACAUCCAGCCAACCACUGCACAGAAUAUCCGGCAGACACCUUCCCCGACACCGGGGCUCCACUGCAGGCCCAGAUCCCCUUUGCACGGUCAUUCAGAAAGCUGCUCCACUGAGCCUGGAAAGGCCAGCUCACCUGUUUCGCCAACAACAGAGGUUUACACUGCCCCGCAUCACCAAGCCCCACGGCCCAGCAGCACUGGUCUUCAAGCAGGUUACAUCCCCAUCCCGGUGAUUCAUGAGGGUGGAGGAGGACAAACACAAACACAUGCUCAGUUAAAUCCAUCGGUCUACUCUCAGCGCGUCCCCUACUCCGAGCAACAGCAGCCCUUUCAUCGCCUUCAAACCGACGAAUGGCCUGGCUACUCUGCUGCAAUGCCCCCUCCCCGGGAAAGAGCUUCUCCAACAUUGUUGCCUCAACAUCGCGAUGCUACUUCUAUUCACCUCCAACCUCAUAUUAGAAGCCAUUCACCUAUUAUAACCCAGGUGCUGGGAGAAAGGCCACAGGCUCAGCAGCAUGUCCUCACAAGAGACCCAUCCCAGAAAAUGGAGCAGGAACAACAAAGCCCUCAGCAGAAAUCCGAGAACACGCAGGCUCCCCAGCCAUUGCACACAGAAGCAGACGUCCAAAAGCCUCAACAACCUCAACAGUUCCAGCAACCUCCACCUCAGCAACCUCAACAGUUCCAGCAGCCUCCACAUCAGCAACCUCAACAGUUUCAGCAGACACCACCUCAGACAUAUCCACAGCCUCAGCAUCCCGAACAGUUAAAGCAGUCGCAGCAACCGUUCCAGCAGCCCCAGAAACCAGAACAACCACAACAACAUACUGCAGAUAUCACAGUUCAAAUACCUCCAAAACCUGAGGCCCAGGACAUGACAGCUGUUCCUCCAGAGGUCCCGCCUGUAAAGGUUGAGGCUGAACAGGCUGCUCAGUGUCCAGUCCACCCCGGCUUGGCUAAGGUACAGCAGAUAGUCGGACGGGUUGCUAAACUGGAGCAGGAGGUGAAGUGUUUUGAUGGAAAGAAGAAUGAUAAGAAAUACUUGUUACUGGAGGAGCUGUUGACCAAAGAGCUUUUAGCACUGGACUCGGUUGACCCAGAGGGUCGUGUUGAUGUACGACAGGCAAGACGGGAUGGAGUCCGUCGUGUUCAGAACAUACUGGAAGAACUGGAGCAAAUGCAGGAGCAGCCAGCCAGGCCUGCCAGCGAGACCAGGAUGGAGGGAGACAACCUGACACAGAAAGGAGAGCCCAGAAUGAUCACCAAGGAGAAUGUUGAGCUGGCAAAGGAAAUAUCAUAAUUCUUCAUAAUCAACAGGGUAGCAGGGUUAACCUGCUGUAAAUUUGAUGGUGAACAAGUCCGUUCCAGCUAACUCUCCUUCUCCUCUAACUACAGCAUUUGUGGAAGUUGCAUGCAUUGAUUAACAGUGUUGGUAUUUCCUGCCAUUCAGCACAUAAUUGAUGGUAGCUCUGUGCAAACAUGUUUUUCAAGCCAAUGGUGUUUCCUUCUGUGUUGUGCCAAUGUCUUCAUAAUAAGACAGCUGUCAUGAUCAAGGUGAUCAAACAAUUUCUAGUUAAAUUCAAGUUUGAAUAAGAGGCCUUUAUCAAUAAAUGGAAGAAAAGUAGAAGUAUUUUCUUAAGAAAUGUUACGCGUGGUUGCCUUUUUUGUCUUGAUCAAAUAUUGUAUGAAGCUUUUCUUAAUCCAGUCAGCAAAUCAGUUUGUACACAAGUGCAAACAAUGGGGCUUUAAAGUAGAACUCAGUCAACAGAAAAGCAUUUUCCCCUUUAUAGCUACAUGGCCAUGUUGGAGCUGCUUUGUCACAUGAACACAGUGCAUAUGUUUAUUAGAUGCUGCUUUUUGGUGCAUUACUCAUUUUGCCGUCUUUGCACUUUGCCAUCAUUACAAUGUAUCGUGCUGAAAGAUAAGCAGCAAUUCAUCUGAAGUAUAUAAGUUACACAAGUUUUGAUUGAUGUGUUUGAGUGUUUGUAUGUGCAUUGGUUUACUUGUUAUUUUGAAGAAAAGAAUAUAUAUCAGUAUUUAUAUCAUUAUAUAGUAUUUUGGUACAUUUAUGAAUGUGUAAUGACAAAUGGAGGUGAGAUGUUUAUCUUACUUGAGACGUCAGACAAUCAGCACUUGGUGCUAAUGAGGAAUCACCGUUUAAGAUUGUCAGAAUGUAUAACUACCACAACCACAAUUUGUAAUAACGCUAACACAAAACUGGCAUGUACGCCUUAAAUAUGCUGUAAGAAAGUGCCCAAUUCUUAAAGAAAUGUAUGUUAGACAACUACCUAACAUACAUUCACAAAUGCUGGAUUGUGGUGUAGUUUUACUCACUGUUUAUGAGUAGCAGACAGAGACAUUGUUGAAAGCAAAUCACGUUGGUAUGUUUGAAAAUAAAUUUUAUUUGACAUGGA